AUGGACGACUACGACGAGUUCGGCAACUACAUCGGCCCUCUUUCAGAUUCAGAUCUCGGAUCAGAAGAUGAGCAGUCACAAGAAUACCAUCAAGCGCCGCCACCCCUCGAAGAGCCUACUCCCCUCGAAGGGUACGACGAUGACCAGGACGACGAAGAGCGUCUCGCCAAUAUGGAGCUUGACGAGGAUGGCAACAUCGCGCCGCAACACGCGUUGAUACGCGUAGACGAGUCGGUGUCGAAUGCUGUGGUUUUGCACGAGGACAAGCAGUAUUACCCCUCUGCCGCUGAGGUGUACGGCGAAGAUGUCGAGACCAUGGUGCAGGAGGAAGACGCACAAGCGCUCUCGGUACCUAUCGUAGAACCCGUCAAGAUUCGUCGUUUCGCCGUGCAAGAACAAGGCUUGCCGGAGACUCGCUUCGACAGAAGCUUCUUGACCAGCCUCAUGGGAUUCCCGGACAUGGUGCGAAAUGUAGCGGUGGUGGGCCAUCUGCAUCACGGAAAGACGAGUUUGCUGGAUACGCUCGUGUACGAAACGCACAAGACAGAAGUAGACAUGGACACGCAUCUGCGCUAUACAGACUCGCAUUUGCUGGAACGAGACAGAGGCAUUUCGAUCAAGAGCGCGCCGCUCUCGCUGGUGCUGGAAGGAACGAAACGCAAAUCAUACCUUUUGAACCUCAUCGACACACCAGGGCACACCAACUUCCAAGACGAAGUCGCAGCGGCGUGCCGUCUCGCGGACGGAGUCGUACUCGUCGUCGACGUGGUCGAGGGCGUCAUGUGCAACACCGUCCAGAUCAUCCGUCAUUGCAUCCGUCAACAGCUUCCCAUCGUCCUGAUCCUCAACAAGCUCGAUCGUCUUGUCCUCGAACUGCGGCUCCCACCCAACGAAGCGUACUACAAGAUUCGACACGCCAUCCAAGAAGUCAACAACUGCAUUGCUUCCUUCGAUUCCAACCCCGCGCUUCAGCUCGGACCUGAACGCGGCAACGUAGCUUUCGCAUCGACGCAGAUGGGUUACUGCUUCACGCUGCGCAGCUUUGCCAAGUUGUACGCGGAAACGUAUGGCGCCGGCGUCGAUGUCGACGCUUUCGCUCAACGAUUGUGGGGCAACAUCUACUACAAUGCGGAGUCUCGCAACUUUUCGCGGAAGGCGCCGGACGCAGAAAGCAAGAGGUCCUUCGUGCACUUUAUCUUGGAACCCUUGUACAAGAUCUACUCGGCGGUGCUGUCGUCGGAUACAGAUUCGCUCAAGAAGACAUUGGCAGGGAUGGGCAUCCGACUCAAGCCGGCGGUGUUCAAGGUGGAUGUGCGACCACUGCUCAGGAUUGUGCUCAACGAAUUCUUUGGUCCGUCGCAAGGGUUGGUCGAUUUGGUCGUGGACAACAUCCCCUCGCCAAGGGAGGCUGCUGCCCAAAGACUAGAACAGUGCUACACAGGCCCACGAGAGGGUGCCAUCUACCAAGCUAUGGCAGCAUGCGACGCGGAUGCACCGCUCGUGGUGCAAGUCACCAAGCUGUACCAGACCAUCGAUGCGCAAGAAUUCCGUGCAUUUGGACGAGUCAUGUCCGGCACUGCACGACCAGGGAUGAAAGUCAAAGUUCUCGGCGAAGGCUUCUCGCAAGACGACGAAGAAGAUAUGGUCCUCGCCACGAUUCAAGACGUCAGCAUCAACGAGACACGCUACGUCGUGCCCACCGACGGCAUCUCCGCCGGCAACUGGGUCCUCCUAUCCGGAGUCGACGCAUCACUUACCAAAACCGGCACCAUCGUCGACGCCUCCCUGCCCACCGAAGACCUCUCCAUCUUUGCUCCGAUCGAACACAUGACGCAAUCGAUCCUCAAAGUAUCGGUCGAACCUCUGAACCCAUCCGAACUGCCAAAGAUGCUCGAGGGACUUCGUCGCAUCAACAAGAGCUACCCGCUCGCGGUGACGAAGGUGGAGGAGUCGGGCGAGCACGUCAUCGCGGGCACUGGCGAGCUGUACCUCGACUGCGUGCUGCACGAUCUGCGCGUUCUGUUUUCCGAGAUAGAGAUUCGGGUCUCCGAUCCCGUGGUACGGUUCUGCGAGACGGUGGUGGAGACGUCUGCGGUGAAGUGCUACGCGUCUACGCCGAACAAGAAGAACAAGCUGACGAUCAUCUGCGAGCCGUUGGAGAAGGGGAUUGCGGAGGACAUCGAGUCCGGGCUGUUGGAUAUCAAGAUGCCGCCGAAGCAGUUGGGCAAGGUGCUGCAGGAGAAGUACGGAUGGGAUCUGUUGGCGAGUCGAAGCGUGUGGGCUUUCGGACCGGAUGAACGCGGAGCCAACGUCUUGGUCGACGACACGCUUCCGUCCGAAGUCGACAAGAAACUUCUCUAUGCGGUCAAGGAGAGCAUCACGCAAGGCUUCCAGUGGGGUUGUCGAGAGGGACCGCUAGCGGACGAGCCUAUGCGCAACAUCAAGUUCCGCAUCCUCGAUGCCACUCUCGCCCCGGAACCGAUUCACCGCGGUGGAGGUCAGAUCAUCCCCACCGCACGCCGAGCCUGCUACGCCGCCCUCCUCCUCGCGACCCCCCGAGUGAUGGAACCCAUCUACGAAGUCGAAGUUCAAACCCCUGCCUCUGGCAUCGCAGCCGUCUACACGCUGCUCGCCAAACGACGCGGACACGUGGUCAAAGACACUCCGAAACCCGGUUCCACGCUGUACACCGUCCAAGCGUACAUCCCCGUGAUCGACGCGAAUGGGUUCGAGACGGAUCUGAGGAUAGCGACGCAGGGUCAGGCGUUUGCGAUGAUGUUCUUCAGCCAUUGGAGCAUAGUACCUGGCAAUCCGACGGAUGCUGCGGUCAAGUUGAGACCGUUGGAGCCGGCUCCGAUGCUGGGGCUGGCGAAGGACUUUGUGGUCAAGACGAGGAGGAGGAAGGGUCUGCCGGAGGGGGUGGCGGUGGCGAGUUAUCUGGAUGCAGAGAUGACGGUGGCGUUGGCUCAGGCGGGAAUCGAGAUGUAG
Messenger RNA from Pseudozyma hubeiensis SY62, 2988 nucleotides. RefSeq lists its product as hypothetical. Lineage: Eukaryota; Fungi; Basidiomycota; Ustilaginomycetes; Ustilaginales; Ustilaginaceae. Gene Ontology annotation, cellular component: U2-type catalytic step 2 spliceosome; cytosol; U4/U6 x U5 tri-snRNP complex. The coding region runs from base 1 to 2988 and encodes 995 amino acids. The transcript has a single exon. Gene Ontology annotation, biological process: mRNA splicing, via spliceosome. The record is from RefSeq and is a predicted model, not a curated record. Gene Ontology annotation, molecular function: translation elongation factor activity; GTPase activity; GTP binding.